Messenger RNA from Penicillium manginii, 522 nucleotides. Its product is annotated as Mpv17/PMP22 family protein. The coding region runs from base 1 to 522 and encodes 173 amino acids. Gene Ontology annotation, cellular component: cytoplasm; mitochondrion; membrane. NCBI's taxonomy places the organism in Eukaryota, Fungi, Ascomycota, Eurotiomycetes, Eurotiales, Aspergillaceae. The transcript has 5 exons. The record is from RefSeq and is a predicted model, not a curated record.
AUGUUGCGCUGGUACCAGUCCAAGUUGGCCAAGCGCCCCAUCCUCACUGCCAGUAUCACCAGUGCUGUCCUCUUCGCCUCCGGUGACACCCUCGCCCAGCAAGCCGUUGACCGCCGCGGUCUCGAGAAGCACGACUUUGCCCGCACCGGGCGCAUGGCCCUUUACGGCGGAGCUGUCUUCGGCCCCGUCGCGACCAAAUGGUUCGGUAUCCUGCAGCGUCAUGUCGUUCUCAACAGCACCUUGACCACCACUCUUGCCCGUGUCGGCUGUGACCAGUUUAUCUUCGCCCCGGUCCAAUUGACCGCUUUCCUUUCCUCGAUGGCCAUUAUGGAGGGUAGUUCUCCACUCGAGAAGUUGAAGCACUCCUGGUUGCCAGCCUACAAGGCCAAUUGUAUGGUCUGGCCGUUUGUGCAAGGCGUCAACUUUACAUUCGUGCCAUUGGAGUUGCGUGUGUUGGUGGUGAAUGUGGUCAGCUUGGGCUGGAACUGCUUCCUCAGCUUGAUGAACAGCGAUGAGGCGUAA